UAUUGCAUCCUUAACUCAAAUAGCGACAAAUGUUAAAAUCAAGGACAAUGUACAUGUUUCGCGACAAUAAAACGUAAAAUAAAGAUGCUGAAAGGAAUCAGAGGUCAGUGAAACGUUGGGAAUUUUCCGAUCCUUGUUCACUUAAGGUCGGCGAGCUUCUGUUCGGUAUAUUCUGAACGAAUACAAGAGAUUCGAAGGGAGGCACAAACAGGAAUUGGCUGGUCGAUGCUCCUUAACGUUCGAGAUACAGUGUAUCGCAGGGGAAGACGACACAUCUGUGCUGUUGUGUGUGAAUUUUUUUUUCGGUGCCACCGAGAAAACACAUUUCUCUUUCUCUCUCUGUUCCGCUCGACGUUUUACCGAAACAGCUGAUCGUUUGCCCCUUUAAUUGCAUCGCGGCUGGGUUCGUCGACGCCGCGGUAAGUUUCUGGAUAUUUCAAUAAAAAUUCGCCAUAGUGUAUGCUCAUUUAGUGGGGCAAUCUUGUACGGUAAAGCGUGCCUGUGAAUACGGUCGAGUGUCUCGUUCCUCGGUGUACGGAAUGUUGACUACGUUUUCACCACGGACAAACUGAGAGUGAGGUUGGAGUAGAAGUAAGGUGGAUUCAAAAGUAUAAACGAAGGUUCCACAGCAACAGGUGCGACGUGGAAAAGGGCAGUAUACAAGCACGGAUAAACCCCGUACCUUGAAGUUAAUUUUGAAGGUUGGAGGUAGCAGUGGGACACCUGAAUACGGGAACGAAUUCCCUAGCCAGACAACAAUGUUGUCCCAACAUUUGGGUGUCUACCAACAACAGUUGGGUCUCAACUGUUCUGUAACACAAGAAUCUGAAUAUGAUAGAUACGUAGGGCAUAAAAAGCUCAAGAAGAAAAAGAAAAAGAAGGAUAAAAGACACAAGCAUCACCACAAAGAUAAAAAGAGGAGAAGAGAGGAAUCCAGUCAAGAAUCGGUGGGAGAUGCCGAUGAAAGUUUAGCAGAAAUCCCUAAAAAGAUUCCUAAUCAUCAAUUGUUACCUCCAAGGCCACCGUCUAGUGGGGAACACCGAGUUGGUGUUACUACCCAUAUUAACUCUCUUUCUCCACAUCGUGAGCCUAGAACUUGUGUACUUAGGAAAAUUGCUGAACGUACACCUCUUCAACGACUAUUGGAACAUCUUCUUAGGUCAAUGGAGAAACGUGACCCGCAGCAAUUUUUUGCUUGGCCGGUCACAGAUAGUAUUGCACCGGGAUACUCUCAGAUCAUUACUAAUCCUAUGGAUUUCAGUACUAUAAAGCAGAAAAUAGACGAUAAUAGUUAUCAAAACUUAAACGAAUUCGUAGAUGAUUUUAAACUAAUGUGUGAUAAUGCUACUACUUAUAACCACCCAGAUACAAUUUAUUACAAGGCAGCAAAGAAAUUAUUGCAUGUUGGCCUAAAAAUGGUUACACCUGAAAAACUUCGUCAAUUAAGACCUGUACUAACUUACAUGCAGGAUAUCUCAAAAGAGGAGCUUGGGUUUGAAUUGGGUACAGAAGAUCCUAAUAAUCCAGACGUUCCCGUAACAGAGGAGCAAAUCGAACGGGAACGGGAACAGGAGGAACGUAACGAAGAGGCAGAAGAACUUCGAAAAGAGAACCAAAGGAAAAUGAGAUUAGCAAAUUUAGGUAAAUUUGAAGCCAUUCCGGAUGAUAUGACGCCGGAUGAAAUCUUAAAACAAGCCCGAGGAGCCGCGAAAGUAGCAUCGGACAAGUUAACGUUGAAAAGGUUGAAUUCCAAGAUGGGUUUCCUUAGACAAAAGAAAGACGGAACUACUAGUUUACAGAUCAUAGUGCCGGGAGACGGUGUGAUUCCAGGAACUAAUCAAAGACCGGUGUCAUUAGUGCAGCUUAUAGGUAAAUUGAAUCAUGGUACAGGAGCGUUAGCAGGAUUCCGAGAAGAUAGGAGAAAUAUGUCUAAACCAGUUAAACCUUUAUAUUACGGUGCCUUUGGUUCUUAUGCUCCAAGUUACGAUUCCACGUUCGCUAAUCUGACAAAGGAGGAAACAGACUUGGUGUAUCAGACAUAUGGCGAUGAGACUGCUGUACAAUAUGCAGAAUCCAUAUUAGACUUUGCUAAAGACUGUGAUUAUACGUUAACUAUGGUCGACGAUCUGUUGGAUAUCCUGACAGGAGGAGAUCACAGAAAGACUAAGAAGUUCCUUGAGGAAAAGCGAAGACUCAAAGAGGAAGAAGAAAAGAUAAAGCAUUUAUUAGAGAAGCCUAUGCAAGAUGUUAUUCGUAAUAUUCCAGCUUUAGACAAUGUUAAAGUUGAUAUCGACCAACUGAAGACGUUGUCAGAAUUAGGAAUUGAUGUUAAUUUUUUGGAGAAUAUGGAGGAGGAAUUGAAACUGAACGAGGAGCGUACAACUUUACAGAAUCGAUUGGACGAUACGUCCCAGAUGUUAAGUCGUUUAAAGCAGGUGCAACACGAACGACUCUCGGCUCCACCGCCCGCUCAUUUGUCAAAUGUUACUAAAGCAUCGGAGGCGGAAGUAAUGAUAGCCGACAAAAUUACAGACAAUUUAACGGAAAUAGCUAAGAAACUUCCUCCCUCAGCUAUUGCUCCCGUAGACGGCUUGCGAAGAGCUAUGGGCAUAGCACCUCUUGGUGGACCAGAACCCAUGGAAGUAGAACCGAUCACGCAUAAUCCAACCAUCGUUGCGGAAAACAAUCUCUUAUCGCAAACUAGUAACAAUCAAGUCCCGUCGAAUCUGUUAUCGGCUCCGUCACCGAUUCAGAAUACUAAUUUACUCAGUCCAACCAGUCAACAAAAUCAAUCAAUUAAUAUCGUGAAUACGAAUCAACCACCUAUUCAGAUACAGAUCGGUAUGACGCAUAAUCAGACUCCUCCGUCUUUAUUGAGUACGUCAGAGACUUCUGCGGUACCAGAUUUAGAAUCGGAGCUUCGAGAAUUUCUAGAGAGCGAUCCUACAUUAGGACACUCACCACUCCAUGACGAUAAAACUUUGGAGGAUAUUUUAUCCGAAUCUUAGUAUGUACGAAUCUUGAGAUAUAUGGUUUUUAUUAAAAUUUACCUUCUAUAGGUUGUACAUUUUAUUAGAUAUAUACAGUAGAUUUAACGUCAGUUUAAUACCACCCACAAUUAGUAAAUAAGAUGGUAUUGUGUAACGUUCUGUAUUUCAAUCAACAUGGCAGUUAUUUCCCUUCAAAAUAUACAUAUAUGUACAUUAUUUAUGAAGUUUGCGUAACAAAUUAUAUUAUACGAAGCUUUAUAAAAUUUUAACGUUGUAUACUGUGAAAUUAUUCAAUUGAAAUCAUGAAAGAACAUGUUUUAAUAAAACUUGCUUAUUUUUGUUUUUAUUUUUAAAAAAUAUUGUUCAAGGUGUAAUUAUAAUUAAUUACUGAUAAAAUGUUACGCAAACGGAAUUAUUAAAAUAUACAAUUUGUUUAUAUGAAAUUCAAUCUUCCCAUUGUUAAAUUACUCGGUAAAUCAUGAAAUAAUGAAUUGUCAUUUCUAUUUUAAAAUGAAAAAAUGUGGACUUGUAAAUAUUCAUAAAGUGUAUUUUUAAAAACAA
This is a messenger RNA of Bombus pascuorum, 3551 nucleotides long. It is a transcript of the gene Brd7-9, whose product is annotated as bromodomain-containing protein 7. Gene Ontology annotation, cellular component: nucleus. The coding region runs from base 759 to 3008 and encodes 749 amino acids. NCBI's taxonomy places the organism in Eukaryota, Metazoa, Arthropoda, Insecta, Hymenoptera, Apidae. Gene Ontology annotation, biological process: regulation of transcription by RNA polymerase II. The record is from RefSeq and is a predicted model, not a curated record. The transcript is spliced from 4 exons.